UCCAAACCCUCUGUAAUUUCCUUACUUUCUUGAACGAGAAUUUUUCAGUUUCACACACGCCAUUCAUAUAAGACACUCCUCCUUCAACUCUUUCCAGUUUCCAAAUCGAGGAAAAAGUGCAUUCUUUAUUCAAAGAUUUGACAACGUAAAACUGAUCGUUUAUUGGCUAUAAAAGUUUGUUUCAUUGGCAGAGACAAGCUAUUGGAGUGGUGGGAUUGUACGGAAGAAGAGAGAGAAAGAUAAGGGUAGUGAUGGAGAGUACAUUCAAGGAAAUGAAUGGUGAAUCAGUUCUUGACUUAGAGGAUAAAGCUGGAGUUGGGGGUGGUGUUGAGGAUGUGUAUGGUGAGGAUAGAGCCUCUGAGGAUCAGGCCAUCACCCCGUGGACUGUUUCUGUUGCUAGUGGUUAUACUUUAUUGCGUGAUCCGCGACAUAACAAAGGACUCGCCUUCACUGACAAAGAAAGAGAUGCCCACUACUUGACAGGGCUUCUUCCUCCAGCUCUGUUUUCUCAAGAUCUCCAGGAAAAAAGGUUGAUGAAAAUCCUACGUGAAUAUAAAGUGCCAUUGCAGAGGUAUAUGGCCAUGAUGGAUCUCCAGGAGAGAAACGAAAAGCUGUUUUACAAGCUUCUUAUUGAUAACGUCGAAGAACUGCUUCCUGUAGUCUAUACUCCUACAGUUGGUGAGGCUUGCCAGAAAUAUGGUAGCAUUUUCAGGCGUCCUCAGGGUCUUUUUAUCAGCUUGAAAGAGAAGGGAAAGAUUCUUGAGGUGUUGAAAAACUGGCCUGAAAAAUCCAUCCAGGUUAUCGUGGUAACUGACGGUGAGCGUAUUUUGGGGCUUGGAGAUCUUGGAUGCCAGGGUAUGGGGAUUCCUGUUGGAAAGCUCUCUCUCUAUACAGCUCUUGGUGGAGUUCGUCCCUCUGCUUGCCUGCCUAUAACCAUUGAUGUUGGCACAAACAACAAGAAGUUGCUGGAGGAUGAAUUCUACAUUGGUCUGAGGCAGAAUAGAGCAACUGGAAAGGAAUAUGCUGAGCUUAUGGAAGAGUUCAUGUCUGCUGUUAAACAAAAUUAUGGGGAGAAGGUCUUGAUACAGUUUGAAGAUUUUGCCAACCACAACGCCUUUGAGCUACUCGCUAAAUAUCGCACAACUCAUCUUGUGUUCAAUGACGAUAUCCAGGGUACAGCCUCUGUCGUUCUUGCUGGGCUUGUUGCAGCUUUGAAACUAGUUGGUGGAACUUUAGCAGAUCAUACUUUCUUGUUCUUGGGUGCUGGAGAGGCUGGGACUGGGAUAGCUGAACUUAUUGCUCUUGAGAUAUCCAAAAAGACAAAUGCUCCAUUGGAAGAGACUAGGAAGAAAAUUUGGCUUGUCGACUCUAAGGGGUUGAUUGUGAGUUCGCGUAAAGAAUCCCUUCAGCAUUUCAAAAAGCCUUGGGCGCACGAACAUGAACCGGUUAAGGAACUAUUAGGUGCAGUUAAGGCAAUAAAGCCGACUGUUCUAAUAGGGACUUCAGGUGUUGGAAAAACAUUUACAAAGGAAGUCAUAGAGGCCAUGGCAUCCAUCAACGAGAAACCUCUCAUUCUUGCUCUAUCAAACCCAACCUCGCAGUCUGAGUGUACUGCUGAAGAAGCUUAUACAUGGAGCGAGGGACGUGCCAUAUUUGCUAGCGGGAGCCCAUUCGACCCUGUAGAGUUUAAUGGGAAAGUAUUCGUGCCUGGCCAGGCAAAUAAUGCUUACAUAUUCCCUGGAUUUGGUUUGGGGUUGAUCAUGUCUGGUACAAUACGCGUACACGAUGAUCUGCUCUUGGCAGCCUCGGAAGCGUUGGCAGCUCAAGUGACGGAGGAAAACUAUGCUAAAGGACUGAUAUACCCUCCAUUUACGAAUAUCAGAAAGAUUUCAGCCCACAUUGCGGCUAAUGUGGCUGCAAAGGCGUAUGAACUUGGUCUUGCUUCUCAUCUCCCCCGUCCCAAGGAUCUUGUGAAGUAUGCCGAGAGCUGCAUGUACACUCCAGUCUACGGCAGCUACCGUUGAUCAACCGGGGAAUUUGAUCAGUGACCUCUUUUCUUGAGCUAGUCUGUUCAAUUUCUCUCUUGGUGUAGUGUGUUUUCUAAUAAAUCUCUUUCGUGUCAAGCAAUUGUUAUUCAUAUAGUUCUGUGAAAUUCGUUGCUAAUAGAACAUAUCUUGUACGAGGAAGUAGCAUACUAUUAAGGUCUUUUUUUAGAAGAUUUAAAUUACUUCGGAUGUGAUAGGGCUUCUUUUUGGAGUUAAUAUUAUUGAUUCUUGUUCCCAUAUUCUUUAUUACAUGUAUACUUCAGUUGUAUUUUUGGAUAUUAAAUUUUAGCAGGAAAAACACAAGGGAAAAUAAUCUCAUUGCUCUAGUAUUGAUGUAA
Messenger RNA from Sesamum indicum (sesame), 2383 nucleotides. RefSeq names its product NADP-dependent malic enzyme. Gene Ontology annotation, cellular component: chloroplast. Gene Ontology annotation, molecular function: malate dehydrogenase (decarboxylating) (NADP+) activity; NAD binding. The record is from RefSeq and is a predicted model, not a curated record. Lineage: Eukaryota; Viridiplantae; Streptophyta; Magnoliopsida; Lamiales; Pedaliaceae. Gene Ontology annotation, biological process: malate metabolic process; pyruvate metabolic process.